Messenger RNA from Arctia plantaginis, 1164 nucleotides. The record is from the annotation of a GenBank genome assembly. NCBI's taxonomy places the organism in Eukaryota, Metazoa, Arthropoda, Insecta, Lepidoptera, Erebidae.
AUGCUUUUCGUUUCAUUAGCUUUGAUCGCGCUGGCGACAGUCAGCGGUCAACAAGAAGGAGAGUCUUGUACGGAUGUGAUCACGAAAGCAGUUGGCCGAUGUAAGCCUCUGAUCCAAUGUGAAAUAGGCAAAAUUGACUACAUCACACUUGGAAAAAAACCGACAUUCUGUUCGUAUCGCGUUCAUGGGCAGCCUGUGAUCUGCUGCAGAGAAGAAUUUAUCACGACAGCAGAGAAUCCCAGCCAUAAUGAACAAAUUCCUGUUGGGACCAAUGGAGAAAAAGUUACAAGAAGACUGAGUGAGAGAAAAUGUGAAGAGUACAGCAGUUUUGCACCUAAAGAGGUACCCAUAGCGCUCCUCCCGGAUCCAGCGCCUACGCCCAUUACAUGUGAUUAUGACUUUAUUUCUAUCGGAGGGGACAACGCUAGACCCGGACAGUAUCCACACAUGGCUGCUAUAGGUUGGUUGGACUCCAACAACAAAUACGUAUUUUCCUGUGGAGGAAGUCUCAUUAGUCCUAGGUUCGUUCUUACCUCUGGACAAUGCAGCAGUAAGAGGGGCUCGAAGGACCAUGCACCUGCUAUUGUAAGGCUCGGUGACCAGAAUCUAGAUGAUAAAGUUGAUGAUGGAGCAAGCCCUAUUGACGUACCAAUCCGUCACAUUCACAAACAUCCAGAAUUUUUACCACCAAAGGCUUACAACAACAUUGCACUUCUGGAACUUGCAACAGAUGUCGCUUUCAAUAAUUACAUUCGCCCCGCCUGUCUCUGGACGAAGCCAAACUUUCCAGGAUACAAUAACGCUGUUAACUCUGGGUGGGGAGAAUCUUAUUCGGCAAAUAAAGAGAUGACUAAACAGCUAAAGAGAGUCGUACUGUUAUUGUUGGAGAAUGACAUUUGCCAGUCUAUGCUGCCAGUGCCUGCCACCUAUCAGAUCCUUAUGAACACCCAGGUGUGUGCUGCAAAACUUGGCGCACAGGAUUUUUGUCAGGGUGAACCCGGAUCUCCGCUCCAAGUGACCUCAAAGGACUCGCCGUGUAUCUUCCACAUAAUUGGAAUUACAUCACUCGGAAGGACAUGUGAAGACAACAAGAGACCUUCGGUAUACACUAGGGUCUCGAGCUAUCUGGACUGGAUAGAGAAGAUAGUAUGGCCUAAUGAAUAA